This is a messenger RNA of Archocentrus centrarchus (flier cichlid), 1436 nucleotides long. Its product is annotated as caspase recruitment domain-containing protein 19-like. Lineage: Eukaryota; Metazoa; Chordata; Actinopteri; Cichliformes; Cichlidae. The record is from RefSeq and is a predicted model, not a curated record. Gene Ontology annotation, cellular component: mitochondrion. The transcript has 6 exons.
UUUGGGUUAUAUGUGGUACUUCUGUGGUUCAGUGUUUGCUACGUAAAGCUCAGCUGGUGCUCCCGGCUCAUUAUCAUCAUGUGGACCCUGAGGUCGGUCAUGUGGUGGCGCCGCGGCCGAGCGUGCUGAUGUAACGGGGCUGCAGAGACCGUCACACUGGGGAGACCAGGAAGUUUUACAGGGGAGGCUGUUGGUCCGAUUCUCAAGAUCCCAACCCGCUGCUCAGUUGUCAGUAUGUCAGACACUGAUGGUUACCCAGAGCAGCUGCAGAGUGACUCCCUGUUCCUGUGCUCAGAUCAGAGGAUGGACACUGAGCUGGUUGACAGACUGGUCUUGCAGCUCAACAGGAUCUACCCCCAGAUACUAAGUGACAAGGAAGCUCACAGGUUCAGGAACCUGAGUGUGCCCACCAAAGUGCGUUUAGCUGAGCUCUUGAAGCACUUGCACAGAAAAGGCGAAGAGGCAUGUCAUGAGUUCUACAGAGCCCUACACAUUCACACUGAGGACAUCUAGUUUCAGCCUGCCAGCAGAGUCAGACAAAGAGAGGUGGGAGGCCCAAAAUGCAAUAGCAACAAGACAGUUCACCAAGAGCUUAACAACAGAGGACCAAUCUUCUUCCUGACCUGCUUCAGUUUUGUAGUUGGAAUUGCAAUACUCUACUAUUAUGGAGACACAGAGGGUGAAAAAUUGAGAUACACUGGACUAUUUCUUCCCUGCUCUGCAGCAAGACUUAGUAAAGAUGCCAGAGAUGUUUUAAUUUCAUACGGAGACGUUGGAAAGUAGAAAAAAAAUGAGGUCAUUAAGGCACUGAAAGGGCCCACGAGAAGAAAAAGCAGUGAAAAAUGUUUUUUCCUGUGCCAAACUCACUGUUUUCCUAAACUGCACAUAAUAAUUUAUGUAUGCAAGUACUAAUUGGAGGGAUGUAACUUGACCUGACACAUUCUGUCACAAAUUCUCAUAACUGACAUCUUCCAGUAAGGCAGAACUAUGCAAUGUUCUUCCAAAGUACUUGUAAGUAUGAAUCUUGCCUGGAUUUUUUUUUGUUUGUUUGUUUGUUUGUAAGAUAGCUAUGAAUUUCUUUUUAACUAAAAUGAAGGUUAAUAAUAACAACUAAGUGUAACUGUGCAACUACACUCCCACAAAGCUGUUUUCAGCUCUCUAGAAUGAAUCAGUUGUUUGGGUACAACAAAACAAGAGUGAGGACGAUCAAGUGAUUUUGAGGGAGAGGUCCAGGUGAGAACAUCUGUGUGGGUGGCGGGCACUCAGAUGAACAAAGUAACUUGAAUUUUACAGUGUUGUGUUUAUUAACACAUUUUACAACACAGAUUUCAUCAAAUGCACAACUGAUACAUGUGUGAUCACACCUUAACCCACUUCUGUGCCUUCUAUGAAAACAGCUGUCUAUAGGGCACUAUAACAAUGUUACAUUUUCUCAA